UAAACUUUAACCUUGUUGUUUAAAUGCUGUAUAUUUUCGAAGCAGAAUAGUAUAUAAACAAAAGUAAAUCAACUCAUUUUAAUCAAAAUGUUCUACAAUUGCAUAGUGUUACUUCUGAUCAUUCUAUCUGUGCAGAAAUAUGCAUCGUCAUGGAAUAGUGUUUGCUUUCAUGAUAAGGACGAAGGUCCUUGUAAAGCCUUAGAUCUACGUUACUAUUACAACUGGAGUGCCGGUGUUUGCACUGAGUUUGAAUUCGGUGGAUGUAAUGGUAACGGAAAUAAUUUUCUAACAUUUGAAGAAUGCAAUAAAACCUGUGGAAGAAGCGGCACAUUUGAUAAAAGUGUCUGCAUUUUAAAGCCUGACCCAGGUACAUGCAGAGGAUAUUUCAGCCGUUACUUCUAUAACAAGGAGAAAAACGUAUGUGAACAAUUCAUAUAUGGUGGUUGUCUGGGGAAUGAAAACAAUUUUAAAACUAAGGAAGAAUGUGAUGCGAAAUGUGCAACAACCCUUGGUCGUUCACUGAAUGGAAUUACAAAAGCCGAAACCACUACUGAGGGUACCACUACAAGCACUACAACAAGCACAACAAAUACCAAAACUGAAGCACCUGAAUCCCCAGGAUGGCUAACUGGUGUAUUUCUUGGUGGUGUCAGAUUAAAACACGCAUUCAAUUCUUUGUGGCGUAGAAUCAAUGGGAAAUUCAGAUAAAUGUCUCAAUAUGUAAUUAGUAUAACACAAUAAUUGUAUAAAUACGUAUUCUAACAGAAAAAAAUAACACAUACUUGCUAACAUUCAUAAUGAUUUUAAUUUAAGAUUGCUUUAACCCACACAUGGGAAGUUAACAGAAUGCCUAGUGUAAUAUUUCUUGGCUUUAUCGAACAUUUCAAGAACUAACAUAUAAACAAGACCAAAGUGUGUAUUUUUCUUUCACAUUUCUUGUUCAAUCUAAUUUAUGAAAUUUUCCAUUAAAGAAUACUU
Molecule: messenger RNA, 978 nt
Organism: Trichobilharzia regenti
Lineage: Eukaryota; Metazoa; Platyhelminthes; Trematoda; Strigeidida; Schistosomatidae
Source: the annotation of a GenBank genome assembly